Suillus fuscotomentosus is the source of this 849-nucleotide messenger RNA. RefSeq lists its product as uncharacterized. The record is from RefSeq and is a predicted model, not a curated record. The coding region runs from base 1 to 849 and encodes 282 amino acids. The transcript has 2 exons. Lineage: Eukaryota; Fungi; Basidiomycota; Agaricomycetes; Boletales; Suillaceae.
AUGCCGGUUGUUGCUCGCCUUCAUGCAUCGGAUAUGCCAACAAGCAGGACCCAUUCGACUGAAGAGAAGGCUCACAAGAUCGAACUGUGGCUUCCCUCCAAGAUCUACGGAGAUGCAACAGACCCAGUGCAUCAAUGUGAUGCCACACUGAGUCAGUAUGAGUGGGAGCUUCGCAGGGCCCAGGCAUAUGAUGCGCUGGAUGACCUCCAACAUCACCUGCGCCUAUGCGCACAUCUUUACAAGUUCAAAGAUACCCAUAUUCGUGGCCAGCGAGCUAACACAUGCGCGUCAGCCAUCAUUGACAAGGUCGAGUCGAAUGUAUCCGUUGCUGCUGCAAGGUAUCGCAGAGCAUGGUCUGCACUCAAACGUCUCUCCCCUGCUCUGUCUUGCACUAUGUGGAAGGAGGAGUUCCCGAAAUUGGAGAAUGACGACAUCCGUGGGAUGUCUCAAGGCAAGCCAGGCCAAUCGUCUGGCAACUGUACAUUGUCCUGGAUAUGGAAGGCACGCGGCAUAGCUAGUGACGCUCCUGAAGGGGAGACGGUGCUCAACGAAUCAUUAAGAAUUGAAUGGUGCAAGUCUUGCGCACGAGCUACGUGUUGGGUUGAGGAGGUGCAACUUCUUGAAGAGGAGAUGAGGCGUGUUGCGGCAUAUCUCUUGUGGCAUGCUACGUGGUGGGAUGUGCAAGCAGAUCGUUGCACAGGGCUCACGCUUGCAGAGGUUGAAGGUAUCAGAGGAUAUGCAAAGCAUCAGGCAGCCAUGCGGCGGGAUCUCCAUGAUACAUUCCUUUCAAAGUGGGGUGCCGUGAAUGGCACUUUUAAUUUAAACUGUGAUCUAUUUACAAUGUUCUGA